Messenger RNA from Leptidea sinapis, 940 nucleotides. Its product is annotated as m-AAA protease-interacting protein 1, mitochondrial. Gene Ontology annotation, cellular component: mitochondrial inner membrane. Gene Ontology annotation, molecular function: ribosome binding. The transcript is spliced from 4 exons. Gene Ontology annotation, biological process: protein insertion into mitochondrial inner membrane from matrix; inner mitochondrial membrane organization. The coding region runs from base 144 to 860 and encodes 238 amino acids. Lineage: Eukaryota; Metazoa; Arthropoda; Insecta; Lepidoptera; Pieridae. The record is from RefSeq and is a predicted model, not a curated record.
AUGACAGAAUGAAAAUUAUUUGUUUUUAUUUUUUACGCCGGAUAUAGUGUAAACUAAAAUUGUGUUGGUACAAAUAAAGUGAAAUUAAUGCUGUUUGUCCAUAAAUUUUGUACAAGAAUCGUAGUUAUUAGUAAGAUUUUAAGAUGAAUGUUGUGAUUGGACAAAUUGUGGCUCGGCAGUCGUAUAGGUUAUGUUUUAGGACUUCAAAUAAAUAUUUACUUGUUCCCGUAACCUCAAGAUGUCCUGAUUUAACAUCACGAAAUUUCUGUGACAAAGUAGAAGCAAGACGACUACCUCAAUUAAUGGAAUUCCCGCCAAUUGUGUGGCCGUCCCUUAUUAAUUUUAUAAAGAACUGGAUGUUUGCUAACUUCAUUAUAAGACCGUACUUCGACCGAGAAUUUAGACUAGCAGAAUUCGUAGAGGCUUCUAAGCAUGCUGUUCAGGUUGUUUCAGAAAGUCUACAGAACAGUGAAUUCAAAGCUUUGGAUGAAUUAGUGGAGAAAGAUGCUUUAUGUACUCUCAAGUCAGCUAUAUCUAGACUUUCAGUAUCACAAAGACAAUUAUUAGGCAUUAAUAAAGAAGAUAUUUUCUAUGCUUUUCCUUAUCAGGUUGGAGUUAUUUUUGAUGAUUCAGAGAAGCGCUGGGUUGAGAUAACCAUGUGCUAUCAUGUAUUACGAGGCUUAAAGCAGAUGAAAGAUUCCGGUGAUUUACCACCCAUCACAUUGGGAGGGCAGCCAGAGUUUCAAGACAAAAUAUUCAUAUUGAAUUAUAGAUUUAUUCGAGAAUACACAAAAGAUGUUGAAGACAGCUGGUGGAUUAACAUUGUAAACCAUUUUCAACCACAAAACUUCAGACAGUGAAAAGGCUUAAGAAAAUGUGAAUAAUAAAACAUGUAGGUUUGUAAGAGUUCUAUUUCAUUAAAAUUGUAAAAAAAUACAAA